Hyaloscypha bicolor E is the source of this 1058-nucleotide messenger RNA. Its product is annotated as putative methionyl-tRNA formyltransferase. The record is from RefSeq and is a predicted model, not a curated record. The transcript has a single exon. Bases 99 to 995 code for a protein of 298 amino acids. Lineage: Eukaryota; Fungi; Ascomycota; Leotiomycetes; Helotiales; Hyaloscyphaceae. Gene Ontology annotation, biological process: biosynthetic process; conversion of methionyl-tRNA to N-formyl-methionyl-tRNA. Gene Ontology annotation, molecular function: methionyl-tRNA formyltransferase activity. Gene Ontology annotation, cellular component: cytosol.
CUCAAACGCUGAUAAAUAAAUAAGCACCACAACACUUCACCUGUGAGCAAAAAACAAAAUCGCUACAUCCCCACCGCGCCUGGUCAAAACCCUAAAAGAUGUCAGCUGUCGUCUUCGCAUACCAUAACGUUGGCGUACGUUGCCUCUCAGUUCUCCUGGCACAUGGCAUCAACAUCAAAUUGGUCGUCACCCAUUCCGACGCCUCAAACGAGAAUAUCUGGUUCAACAGCGUCGCCGACCUCGCAGCCCAACAUGACAUCCCCGUUGUCGCGCCAGAAAAUCCUCACGAUGGGAAGACUAUGAAGCUCCUGCAUGACGUCGCGCCCGAUUUUCUAUUUUCAUUUUACUAUCGCCUCCUACUCAAAUCAUCCAUCCUCAAAAUUCCUAAAAAAGGGUGCUACAAUAUGCACGGCUCGCUCCUACCUCUUUACCGUGGUCGGGUACCCGUAAAUUGGGCUGUGCUACAUGGGGAGACGCAGACUGGAGCAACCCUCCAUGCCAUGGUACCGAAGGCAGAUGCAGGUGCUAUCGUGGAUCAGAUGGCUGUUCCCAUUCUACAAAACGACACCUCCAAAGAUGUUUUUGACAAGGUCCUGGUAGCAUCAGAACUGGUUCUGCACCGUAGCGUCCCUUUAUUACUUGCAGGAACUGCUAAACAUACGGCCAUGGAUCUUAGUCAAGGAUCUUACUUCAGUGGCCGCAGUGCUGAGGAUGGUCGUAUAAAUUGGGGGCAAUCAGCACUACAAAUCCACAAUCUCGUCCGCGCAGUGACGCACCCUUACCCAGGAGCUUUUGCAGAAACGGUGAAAGGCCGAUUGGUAUUAUGGCGCACGAUGAUUUGUGAUGAACUGAAGGAGAUGCCGGAAGGACCUGCUUUAUUUAUGAGUAACAGAAAGAUGUACUUGAGGGCUGGAGAUGGAGGCGUUCUAAGGGUUUUGGAAGUUGAAGUUGAUGGAGAGACAGUCACGGCAAUUGAGGAUACCAUACCUCUCUAAUACGAUCUGAUCAUGACUCAAGGUAUAGUUCAUUUUAUAACUAAGAAACCCUGGUUUUUCGAA